Messenger RNA from Parastagonospora nodorum SN15, 2034 nucleotides. RefSeq lists its product as hypothetical. The coding region runs from base 1 to 2034 and encodes 677 amino acids. The record is from RefSeq and is a predicted model, not a curated record. Gene Ontology annotation, cellular component: nucleus. The transcript has 3 exons. Lineage: Eukaryota; Fungi; Ascomycota; Dothideomycetes; Pleosporales; Phaeosphaeriaceae. Gene Ontology annotation, biological process: positive regulation of transcription from RNA polymerase II promoter by galactose; DNA-templated transcription. Gene Ontology annotation, molecular function: RNA polymerase II cis-regulatory region sequence-specific DNA binding; DNA-binding transcription factor activity, RNA polymerase II-specific; zinc ion binding.
AUGUCAACGGAGACCAGCGUCAUGUCCGGUCCUGAUGAGGAAGCUGUCAUCUACAGCCAGAGUAGAAUGCUACAGGACCCGACAGGCCGGGUUCUGUACAUUGGUGACUCGGCAACACUGUCAUUCCUCCAGCUGCUGAGGAUGAUGGUUGAGACCGUGGCUGGUUCAUCACCCUUCACCAAUGAAGCGUUCUUCAUCAAUACUCAUGGACUGCUGCAGGUCUUCGAGCGCGAUGCCUUCAUGGAGCAGCUGAGUGGUUGCUACGCAGAUCCGCUGUCCGUGGAGUCGUCCUGGCUAUGCUUGCUAAACCUUGUCUUUGCCAUCGGAUUGACCAUGGCAACACCACUUUCUGGCAGUCCUGAGGCGCUGAUAGUUGACAAGCUCCGGAGCGAGCACCUUGAUCGAGCCGAGGUCUUCUAUCUGAAUGCGAGAAGCCUGAACGACCCCAUGACUGGAUUCGAGGAUCAGGACUUCUGGGCAGUGCAGGCAUUGCUCUUGAUGGCUGUGUACAUGCUUGCCAAAUCGAAGCGAAACACAGCUUUUGCACCACUCGGAAUGGCAGUACGGUCUGGUUACGCUCUCGGUCUCCACCGAGAAGAGACCAUGGCGAUCUUUAGCCAAGAAGAGCAGUUGUCCCGCAAGAAUCUUUGGCGAUCACUCUUUGUUAUUGACCGCCUACUUUCGUGCUCUCUAGGCCGACCAACCGCAAUAUCGGACGACGACUGUUCAGGUGACGCUCUUCAUCCCGCCGAACAGCCUGUCGAAUCAGUCAACCUUAGCAUACACUCGAGACCAGGUCACAAUGAAACCGGGCCUCGUGCACUGGAGGCUGCUGUCCGGAGUUGCUCAGUGAUCGGAACGAUACUGAAAAAGGUCUACCAGCAACGGAAGAUAAGCACUCGCCUUGCUCAAGAGAUCGCGGACAUCUGCAAGUCAUGGCCACGGUCGCUGCCCGAUAUGCUGCACUGGCGGCAGGCAGCUAACGCCUCGCCGAGUCAAGGCGUUGCGAUCCUGCACGUCAACCUGUUCUAUUGCCACUCUAUCGUUCUGCUGACGCGUCCAUUUUUCCUUUACAUAUUGAAUCUAGAGACACAACGACAAGUCGGUCAAAGCGCAACUCGGGGACCACGACCAUACCUUCGCAUGGAAAAGUUUAGUGAAGCUUGUGUGAUAGCAUCGACACACACCAUUCUCCUCGUACAGAAUGCUUUUGAUGCCGGCCACCUCUCGCGGCGGAAUCCAGCUGUCAUCUACUUCCUCUUCGCUGCGGCACUCGUCAUCCUAUCUAACGAAUUUGCCGGUCUCUACCGUGUAGACGCCUCAGACACAUGCAUUGUCAAUGCCAUCAGCAUCAUGAACUACUGCGGCGAAAGUGAUCAACAGGCCAGUCGUCUUGUAUACAUUCUCAGCGCCUACCGCGACGUCGUUGCACAACAGCGAAUGCGGAGGAAGCAGACCAUGACCGACAAUACUACUCUGCCAAGCAUAUCGUCGCAGCUCUAUGGCGUACCCAUGUCGAAUCAGCAGCAGGGUCCGAACGAUGGCAGUCUGGCGAAUACCACGAACCCCAUGACUGCAACUUCUCAUCUCCACCAAGUUCCUAUACACAUCUACCCAGGCAUGGAAACGGCCCCAAUAAGUUCACCUACCCCAUCGUUCCAGCCGCGUCAUGUCUCGCAACCCACUGACUUCUCCGUACACCUUUCACCAAUCAUCCAAGACCCGUCCUUCGAUAUUACCACCAACUCCAUGAACACACCGUUGUCUAAACCACCGUCGCUUUCCACGAUGCUAGACCUGUCGGCUCUGGACGGUACUAGGGUCCCGAGUCUGCACUCUGAAGAUAGUGGGCAGGAUGAACAGAUCGAUUUCGAUGCGCUGUGGGCGUGGCCGAGUAAUACGCCGGCCAUGGGAAGUCCAAGUAAUACGCCGGCCAUGGGAAGUCCAAGAGGCGAGGUGGUACGGAUUGGAGACAGUGUUGUGCCGCUUUUUGGGAUCGAUAGGAAUGGGACGGGAAGUAGUAGGGAUACUUGA